CUGCAGGCUCCAGCCAUAGCUGCGUGCUGGGAUUUCACACCGCUGGCUGUGUCCCACAGAUUAACGCCCGAGCAUGGCGUGUCACAUCGAUUCUGGAGACUUUGCGGUGGAUUUAGUUCAGACCCAGAAUGACAGGAAAGUGAGAAUAUCUCUGCCAGCAAUGCUGUUUUGAGAUCUGUGCAGCUCACGUGUUGCCUGCAGUGGCAUCAGUCCCUGUGUGAGUGCCACCCAGCACAGUCCUUGCAGCAGCAUCUUGUGUUAAAUAAGAAAACUUCACACCUCUUGUGACAGCAACAAGUGUCCUCCAAGCAAAGUGUGGAAGUUCCUGAACAACCAAAAGCAGGUGGGCACAGAGAAGCAAAGACAUUUCCAACAGGUAAUAGUGUAUUUCUUCAGAGCCUGAGAUAUUUUUGAAGUGCCCCGUGGCUCCAGCGUGCAGCUCCCUGAGAUGUCACUGAGAGCUGAAAGCCAUGCAGCUACAUCGACUCUGAAGAAGAUCGCUGCAGACAUGAGCAACAUCAUCGAGAGCCUGGACACCAGGGAGCUCCACUUUGAGGGGGAUGAGGUCGAUUCGGAGGUGCUAAAUGAUCCCAAGGGCACUGUGUGCAUUCCCUUCUCUGCCAUCUAUCACACCCAUGGCUUCAAAGAACCGGGAACGCAGACAUACCUCACGGGAUGUCCUGUUCGAGUGCGGGUGCUGGAAGUUGAACGCUUCACUUCCACAAAGAAGGUACCAAGCCCCAAUGUUUACACCAUUGAGCUGACCCAUGGAGAGUUCACCUGGCAGGUGAAAAGGAAGUUCAAGCAUUUCCAAGAGUUUCACAGGGAGCUGCUGAGGUACAAAGCCUUUGUGCGCAUCCCCAUCCCUACCAGGAGUCACACGGUGAGAAGACAAUCCAUCAAAAGGGGCGAGCCAAGGCAGAUGCCGAGCCUGCCGCACUCGGCGGAGAGCGCGGUGCGGGAGGAGCACUUCUCCAGCAGGAGGAAGCAGCUGGAAGACUACUUGACAAAGAUCCUAAAGAUGCCAAUGUACAGGAACUAUCAUGGAACUAUGGAGUUUGUUGGAGUAAGCCAGCUGUCAUUCAUCCACGACUUGGGACCAAAGGGCAUAGAAGGGUUCAUCAUGAAGCGCUCCGGGGGCCACCGCAUACCCGGCCUUAACUGCUGCGGCCAAGGGAGGAUGUGCUACCGAUGGUCCAAAAGGUGGCUGGUGGUGAAGGACUCCUUCCUGCUGUACAUGAAGCCAGACUCGGGGGCCAUUUCCUUUGUCUUGCUGGCGGAUAAGGAAUUCAACAUCAAGAUAGGCCAGAGAGAAACAGAAACUAAAUAUGGGCUGCAGAUUGACAAUCUCUCUAGGUCGCUGAUCCUGAAGUGUAACAGCUACAGACAUGCCCAGUGGUGGAGGCAGGGCAUAGACGAGUUCAUCCGGAAGCACGGCAAGGACUUCCUCACCGAGCACCGCUUCGGCUCCUACGCGGCCGUGCAGGAGAACACUCUGGCCAAGUGGUAUGUAAAUGCUAAGUGGUACUUUGAAGAUGUUGCAAACGCCAUGGAAGCCGCUAAGGAGGAGAUUUUCAUCACAGAUUGGUGGCUGAGCCCAGAGAUCUUCAUGAAGCGGCCUGUUGUGGAGGGCAAUCGCUGGCGACUAGACUGCAUCCUCAAGCGGAAGGCACAACAAGGAGUGAGAAUUUUUGUUAUGCUGUACAAAGAGGUGGAGCUUGCCCUAGGGAUCAACAGUGAAUACAGCAAGCGGACGCUCAUGCGCCUCCAUCCAAACAUUAAGGUGAUGAGACACCCAGACCACGUGUCCUCCUCUGUGUACCUCUGGGCCCACCAUGAGAAGCUGGUCAUUGUUGACCAGUCGGUGGCAUUCAUGGGUGGCAUCGACUUGGCGUACGGGCGGUGGGAUGACGACGAGCACCGCCUGACCGACGUGGGCAGUGUCAAGCGCGUGCCCGCGCUGAAGGCUGCCUCGGCCCCCAACCUAGCAUCUGCAGCAGAAUCAUCUGAACACGUCCACCUGCAGUCUCAAGCUCCGUCCCCAGAAAGCCACUUGUUCCAGAGAAACUCCGACGAUGCCCCAGACACAUCAAGAAUGAAAGGAGUAGGAAAGCCCAAAAAGUUUUCAAGGUUCAGUAUUUACAAGCACCUCCAUAAGCACGGCAUGCACCAUGCUGACAGCGUCAGCAGCAUAGACAGCGAAUCAAGUUACUGUAACCCCACUAGAAGUCAACCGAAUAUAAUCCAGAGUUUAAAGCCCCAUCUGAAAAUGUUCCAUCACCACAGUGCAUCGAAGCAGGGGCUCACUGAGCCUCAGGAGGAUGAAGGAUCCAUCCGCAGCUUGAAGACAGGUGUUGGUGAGCUACUUGGGGAAACCAGAUUCUGGCAUGGAAAAGACUAUUGCAACUUUGUCUUUAAAGACUGGGUUCAACUGGAUAAACCUUUUGCUGACUUCAUUGACAGAUACACCACGCCACGGAUGCCCUGGCACGACAUCGCCUCCGUGGUGCACGGCAAGGCGGCGCGGGAUGUCGCCCGGCACUUCAUCCAGCGCUGGAAUUUCACCAAGAUUAUGAAGCCCAAAUACCGAUCCCUGUCCUACCCGUUCCUGUUGCCAAAAUCUCAGCAAACUGCCAAUGAAUUGAAGUAUCAGGUGCCUGAGGCUGUUCGUGCCACAGUCCAGGUGAUCCGCUCUGCUGCUGACUGGUCGGCUGGCAUCAAGUACCACGAGGAGUCCAUCCACAGUGCCUACAUCAGCGUCAUCCAGAACAGCAAGCACUACAUCUACAUCGAAAACCAGUUUUUUAUUAGCUGUGCUGAUGACAAAGUUGUCUGGAACAAGAUCGGGGAUGCGAUUGCUCAGAGGAUUCUUAAAGCUCACAGGGAAAACAAGCGUUUCCGGGUGUACGUGGUGAUCCCGCUGCUGCCCGGCUUCGAGGGAGACAUCUCCACUGGCGGGGGGAACGCGCUGCAGGCCAUCAUGCACUUCAACUACAGGACCAUGUGCCGAGGAGAAAACUCAAUCCUGGGCCAGCUGAAGACAGAGGUUGGAGACAAGUGGAUAAACUACAUCUCAUUCUGCGGGCUUCGGACGUUUGCAGAGCUGGAAGGGAAGCUGGUCACCGAGCUCAUCUACGUGCACAGCAAACUGCUUAUUGCUGACGACAACACGGUUAUCAUCGGCUCUGCCAACAUCAACGACCGCAGCAUGCUGGGCAAGAGGGACAGUGAGAUGGCCAUCAUCGUGCAGGACACCGAGACCCUGCCCUCCGUCAUGGACGGGGAGGCCUACAGCGCCGGGAGGUUCGCACAGUCCCUGCGCCUGCGCUGCUUCAGGGUUGUCCUUGGUGGCUCUGAUCUCAGUCCAGAACACCAGGAUCCCGUCUGUGACAAGUUCUUCAAGGAGGUGUGGAUUUCCACGGCAGCUCGCAACGCCACCAUCUUUGACAAGGUUUUUCGCUGUCUCCCCAGUGACCAGGUGACUAAUCUGACCCAGCUGCGUGAUUUCAUCAACAAGCCCAAAUUAGCCACUGACGAUCCUGCCAAAGCAGCAGAAGAGUUGAAAAAGAUUCGUGGGUUUUUAGUACAAUUCCCCUUUCGUUUUCUGGAGGAAGAGUACUUGCUCCCCUCCGUCGGAACAAAGGAGUCCAUGGUACCCAUGGAGGUUUGGACUUAAGAAGAUGCAGAUUGCUUUAUGUUUUAAAGUCUGGAUCCCUAGAGACAAGCUGAAGAAGAAAAUGGGAUCUCGGAAAGCUUUUAUUGCUGAGGGAGGUAAGAAAGAGCUCCACCAAGCUAAUGUGCCUUUCUUUAGGGUUUUGGUGGAGGAACUUGAAGCAAAUUGAUGCCAGCAAAGACUUGGAAAUGACAGCAAAGGAGAAGUUUAACCUCUUGAGGAGUUACUUCUUACGGCACAUUCUGAGCACUAAAGGAUUCAGGCCACUUCCUAGGACAAGAAACAAAUUGCCAUUGCUGUAGCUACCCCUGCCCAGCUGUAUAUUGUGGCUGCAGACAUACUGUGGCCCUGCUGUGGCUUUGCAGGAGGCAUGGGCUGCCUAUGCUGCUGAAGCUUUUGGGUACCUGCACCGUUGCAACCUGGAGCCUCCCGUCUCACCCUCCUGUACAGAGUCAGAGCACGUCACACAGCUCAGCACUGGCAGAAGCACUGCCAAGGUGUUUCGCUUCUUAAAUGGAAACAGACCAACAAUCUUAUACCAGAAUCAGCAUUUUGGUCUCUUCUCCCCUGUGAAUGGGGUGGAAGACCCCUGUUUCUCCCACAGCUAAAGCAAUCAGUAGUUCUCAUGGAGCAUGGCACUGUCUAUAAAGGUCUUGGCAAAGGGCAGCCUCUGUGGUGCUGGAAGUCACUGGAAUUUGCUGGCUUUUACAGAAACACAGUGUGGCAGUAUGUUCAAACUAUCCAUGGAGGCUUUCUGCAGGAAAGGAUCAAAGUUUAAACUCGAGCCUUGGAUCUCCAGAGCGCAAGGAAUGUGAGGCACUGCGUGUGACGAGACAGAUACUCAAGAGUCAGCGUGGGCUGAACUAAGACUUGUGAUCUGGGUCUUCCAUUCCUGCAUUUCUAUUGCAGUACAUAGGUAGACCUCUCUUCCCGUCUUUUUCCUCCCUGUUUAAAGGAAGAGAGAGGCCACUAAGCCAGAGCUGACACCAUGUUCAGACUGAGCUGACGUGUUGCUUUGUAGCUGGGGUGAGUGCCAUGGGGAAGGGGAGCAGGUAGCAAAGCCUUGUCUCUGGUCUGCUUGGUUAUUAGACCAGCCACAAUCUUGAGCCCAGUCAUGUAGGACGUGUGUUCCCAAGCAUGGGUGAAACUCAGUAUGCCCACUCUUGUUUCCCAUUUCUGUAAGUCAGUUUCCAAAGCUAUUUUGCACCUCUCUGUGCAGUGAAGCAGCAGUUGGAUUUGGCAUCCCUGGGCAAAAUGCUCCCACUGCUGGGUCAGGGCUUCAUGCCAUGGAUGCCCUCCUGGGCCUUCAUCCUACAUCCUGCUAUGCAGGGUGGGCUGUGUCUCCCCAACUCAUGUCCAGCUGCAGCCCCAGGAGAGAUGUUCCUGCCGGGCAGCAGUGCUGUGAACACUAAGAGACCAGACCCUUCGAAGCGCCUGACAAGAGAUGCAUCAGGAGAAGUGGGAGGCAGAGCUCCUCUGCUGCCCCUGCAGCUGGGGGAUCCCUUUGCUACCUGGGCCCAACUCUGUGCCCUGCCCUCCUGAGUCAGAAGACCAGGUGAACUGGCACUUUAGCUCACAGGCAAGUUUAUUUUUACAUUUUCUGGCUCUUAACAGACUCAUCUGUUUUUACCUGAAAAGGAAUCCCACCAGUGUCCUGGCUAUCCCCCAGACAUAGCUGGCACCACAUUCUAGCUGAAUGCCUUCUACGUUUUCAAACCUGUACAUAGGCACCAGGGAAUUCCCUACCUGCUGUAACACCUGAGUAAGUAACAACCCCGAGAUGUUCCUCCAGGGCAGCCUGAGGCUCAGGCCGUUCCUACAGCCUCUGGUGCUUUGCACUCACGUUUGGCAGGUGUAUUUGCCAGUUGCACUCUGUUCUGGUCGGUGCCUCAGUGGUCUGGUGAGCCUGUUGGAAGUGCAUGUGCAGCGGUUUGUGUUGUGAUCUUUGGUCCAGGGGGCUGAUGCUUUUAGCUCACACGCUGUGAGCAGACAAGAAUGUUCCCUUGAACAAUGUUUCUCUUAAAAAAAAAAUGACCUGGGGUCACCCCCUGUAGAGCCAGAGCAAUAUGUGGCUCUGCCAUUUGCAAUCAAGGUAAGAUCAAAGGUCUCUUGUUAUUUCAUGUCAGUGCUAGUUCAGAGCUUUUCUCUCCUGGUACAUUUUAGCUGUGUUAGUUGGAACAAAGCUGCUAACUUUAAACAAUUACAGCCUGUCAGAGAAUCAUUAUAAGUCACACAGAGUUGAAAAGGAAGCAUUCAACCUCACCACCCCUACACAUGAACCUUGAAGAAGUGCAAGACUCUUGUCAUCUUCCAAGUGCUCUUAUUGUCCCCAUCCUCAUAUUAGCAACAAUUCUUGUGAUGAUAUAUUGUGUUUUUGAAGUGGUAGGUAGCUAACCUAUGGGGCUCCAUAACUUCAGUGGCAUUAAGUGCCCCUCUGCCAGGCUGCUUUGGGGAGAAGCCACCGGGUUCUGCACCACUCAGCCCACCCUCUGAUGGCUGCCAGUCCCAAGUGACACAGCAGAGCCAUAGAGGAAAGUUGCCAUUGACUGGUUCUGUGUGAAAAGGUGCUGAUUAAGAAGGUCUUUGGUUAUUAAAGUAUCAGAGGAGCCUCACUGCCUCUGUCUGGGAGGAGGUUUCUCUUGGUGGGAACAGAGAAGCCACACUGAACAUCCUUGCCUUGGUGCUACAUUUGUGAUACCAGGAAUUUAAUAGCAUACAGAUGCAAGCAAGAGCCUCAGCACAGGGAGCCCUGCAUCCCCAGGGAUUUGUGGGCACCCCCAUGGGUACACCCCCCCCAGGGGCUGGAGCCAUUCCCAGUGAAGGCACACAUCUGCUUUGCGCUGGUGGGCUGUGCAGUUUGAAGCUGGCUCCUUGGGUCCUGUCCAAUGGAGGCUUAUUUCUUACAUUAAGAAGCCGGUGAGGUUGAACACCUUGAGAAGAGUUAAUUUCUGCACAUAAACAAUCACCAGCAUGGGUUUUAAUGCCUUCCAAGUGGAGAAGGUGGCUGGCAAAUGUGCAGUGCUGCAACAAGUGACGUGGAGUCGGGCACCAGCACACCCGGAAACGUGAGCUGUUUCCUGUGGCAUUUAUUUGUUAGAACUCUGGGAAAUGAGAACUCCUCCCAGGCUCAGACUUUAUUUUGUAGUUCAAAAUGAGCAGAACACUUUCCCCCCCCCCUCUUUAAUUUAUUCCUUAACACACACCACUUGGAGAAUUCACACUCCUUACCAGAGCUUUUUGGUAGUCUGAUGCUUUAAAAUGCGUGUGUUAUUGUGUAGCUGUUGGACUGGAUCAGUGUUUCAUUGUAAAGGUAAUGCAUGGUUUAAAAAAUGAGGGAUGAAACUUCAUCAUCUGUAAGAACUCUACUAAAAAGUAAUUUGUAGGAGGACUACUCUAGUGCCUCCUGGCUGAUGCAAAGCACUCAGCUCAGCUUCUGCUCUAUCGCUCUGUUGCCUGCCUCAAUGUGACUGUUGCUGGAUUAACUCCAAACACCCCAUUUUCCUUUCUCUUCAUCAGGUUUCACAACAUGAUUUUGCGAUCCUGGUGCUGUCCCUGGGAGAGACUUUCAGUGCAGGGUUUGCCUAGCUGGGACCCUGCCAUGAAUCAUGUAUGAUGUCUUUUUUCCUUCCAGGGAAGCAGCCAGGUACAAUCAUGCUCAGGCAUGGUUUGCUGUUACUGUUUCAGUGUAACAACUCUUCUGUGCACUUGUUAGGACAGUCAGGGGAUUGUGACCUGAGCACAGAGGCUGCAUUUAUGGGGACAUUGAAAUAAAAUGGUCCUUUAGGUGACAGCCAUCUCCUUCUGCCAAGUGCAAGGACCCAAAUCUAUGCUGGUCUAAACUGACAGAGCUCCCUCCAUUCACUCAGGGCUGCUGCACUGGUGUUCUGGCAGGAAGAGCUUGAUCUGGAGGCCACAGUGGUGACUGAGGUGGUCUCCAGGGUAGGUGGAUGGGUAGAGGUUGGCAUCUCUGAGGUGUUCCACAGGAUGGGAAUACACUCUCCCAUUACGUGGUGCUCGUUCUGCAGAUGGUUUCAAACAAGCCAUCCCUGCAAGAGCUUUGCAGGGUGGAGCUUUUACCAGGGAGCAUAAGGCCAUGGCAGUGAAUCAAGUUCACCGUGCAAAACGAAGGGGUGUCUGUGUGGAGCAGACCCACAGACUGUACACUGACCACUGAAUGCAAUGAUCCUCUCGAGCCUUCUCUUCUUGGUAUUUUUUUAUUUCCCUGCCUGCUUUUCUCUUGUAUUUUUCCAUAUUUGUGAUGAUUCUAUUUUUAACCUCCCAAUGUGUCUUCAUAAGGUCUCCUCCAUGUAAAUAAUUCCACCUUACCUCUUUCCUGACACUUGGGAAAUGAGAAGAAGAGUCAAAACACAGUUCAGGAAUGUGGGGGGGGUUUAUCAGAAUCAUGUCUCUAGCUGAACUAAUCAACAAAAGAAGAGCUUCCACUUUGGGUGGGAGCACGAGGCUCCCUGCACCUCUGCCUUGCGAUGGUGCAGUUGUGAACACUGACUAUCCCUUCUGUGAAGGCUGCUGGAAAUGAGUUUUGUAUCCUUGUUUCUGCUAAUGAUCGCUUUCCUUUCCACUCUCUUUGUACCUGGUAAAUGAAUGUGUGUUAAUGGACUGAAAAUACAACUGAGCAUCAUGUCAAAA
Messenger RNA from Colius striatus (speckled mousebird), 8320 nucleotides. RefSeq names its product phospholipase D1 (gene PLD1). Bases 449 to 3676 code for a protein of 1075 amino acids. Gene Ontology annotation, molecular function: D-type glycerophospholipase activity; phosphatidylinositol binding. NCBI's taxonomy places the organism in Eukaryota, Metazoa, Chordata, Aves, Coliiformes, Coliidae. The record is from RefSeq and is a predicted model, not a curated record. The transcript has 29 exons. Gene Ontology annotation, biological process: phosphatidic acid biosynthetic process; regulation of microvillus assembly; cell motility.